Drosophila eugracilis is the source of this 1682-nucleotide messenger RNA. RefSeq names its product vesicle-trafficking protein SEC22b (gene Sec22). Gene Ontology annotation, molecular function: SNAP receptor activity. The coding region runs from base 360 to 995 and encodes 211 amino acids. The transcript has 4 exons. Gene Ontology annotation, cellular component: ER to Golgi transport vesicle membrane; endoplasmic reticulum-Golgi intermediate compartment; SNARE complex. Gene Ontology annotation, biological process: vesicle fusion with Golgi apparatus; retrograde vesicle-mediated transport, Golgi to endoplasmic reticulum; endoplasmic reticulum to Golgi vesicle-mediated transport. The record is from RefSeq and is a predicted model, not a curated record. NCBI's taxonomy places the organism in Eukaryota, Metazoa, Arthropoda, Insecta, Diptera, Drosophilidae.
ACACCGGUGACGUGGUUACAUUGCAACAAACAUUCACAGAAACAGAAACCCCCCAAUCCAAUCCACCCGCGACGUUGCAACAUAGUUUUCAUGGUACGAUCUAACGUACCAGGUAAUAAUUUGAGACAGACUCCAUACAGGAAUCUGGGGAAUCGGAGGAAAACUCCAGAAAGCACCGUCUGAGCUGAGAAAUCGCUGGAAGACUUGGGACGCCCUGACACAAACUUCCCCCUUGGACCGGAUUAAAGCCACAUCAGAAAUAAGUAGCAGCCAACUGCUAACUGGAGGCGGCGGCAAAUUAAAGCCGUGGUUUUGAAACCGAAUUUCGCGGAUAACCGUAACUAGUAUCAACCGGAGCCAUGGCGCUGUUGACCAUGAUUGCCAGAGUCAUUGAUGGCCUCCCUUUAGUGGGUACCAUGCAGGAUGACGAACAGAGCGGCCGCAGCAUACUGGACUAUCAAAAUCAGGCCAAGAUGCUCUUCCGUAAGUUGGGUACCCACUCACCGGCACGGAGCAGCAUCGAGACAGGACCCUACCUAUUCCACUACCUAAUCGAGAACGAUGUGUGCUACCUGGUUAUGGUGGACAAGAUGUACUCGAAACGACUGGCCUUUAAUUACCUUGAGGACCUGGCCCAGGAGUUUCAUGCCAACUACGGCCGGCGGGUCAAUUCUGUAACAAGACCAUAUGCAUUCAUCGAGUUCGACGUGUACAUACAGAAGGCGAAAAAACAGUUGACCGAUCGCAGACGCAACAUCAGCAGCAUCAACACGCAACUGCAGGAUGUGCAGCGUAUCAUGGUCCAAAACAUCGACGACGUGCUCCAACGUGGCACAGUACUGGCGGAACUUGACACCAAGACGCAGAACCUGUCAAUGAUGUCGCAGAAGUACAAGAAGGACGCCAAGCUGCUCAACCGCAAGUCCAUGUACGUGAAAGCGGCGGCCGUGGGCACCAUAUUCCUAGUGUUCAUAUUGUACUUCUGGGUCCUGUAAUAUUUGCCUGCAGCUCCAUCCGUGUGUUUGGCCAACGUUGGCCACUUGGAGCGGUGCGUUCUUUGUUAUAUGUUAUAUGUCAAGCGUCAAAGACGCAAGGCCUAGAGACAUUUAGAUAACGCAUACACCUGAACUCCAGAAUGCACACAUACUACACACCCCUAUACCAUGCAUACAUAUAUGAUUCAUAAUCAGGCGAAAAACUGAGAAACAAAACACCUUUUGACACGCGCACCGCUUCCGAGGUUUGUUUAACUUCUAGCAUUAACUUACCUUUUGCGUUAUUUACGGCCUUGGAUUCCAUUAACUAUUAACUCCCGGCCGCCCUGGCCCGUUUCAUUUCGCUUAACGCUCCCUUUGUUUGCGCAGGUUUUCUGCAUAUUUGAUUACGAAUAGAGUCUAAUUUAGACAACCUUUGAGCCAGGUCGGACGACGACUACGACCCAAAUCUGUAAAUUAUAAACGCCGAUCCGCGUAUGCGUGUGUGUAUGUGUAUAAAUGUCUAGAUUGUAGAUGGAUCGCUGUGCCGAUAGAUACUGGCCGCACAGCGAAUCAGGCGAGGGUGAUUGAUACAAACUGCAAAAUUAUAGCAAGGAAACGAAAAGAAUCGGUAACAGUUUUAGGCAAUUUAUAUGUAGUAAAAUAAGGCAAAUAAAUAAAUUUACAUUGUUUAAUAAAAGACAAAAA